CACAAACCGAAGCAGAACAUCAUCACAGUGAUCCUGAAAGCGCACUAUCCUGCUGGUUGAUUUAUCCCGCACUUAUUCUUUUAUUUGUUGUUUUGUGUGUGUGUGCGUGUGUGUGUGUGUGUGAUCGAGUAUGCAGUUGGAGAGUCUGCUGCCCAGCUUACCCAAGACUUUCUACACGCUCUCUUCUUCAUCAUCCUCAUCAUCCUCUUCAUCCUCCGACAGCACGAGCCCGGGCUCGUCCACGCACACGAGCGCGCACACGAGCAGCGCACACGGCUUCCCCGGUGACGCGGACCGGACCGAGCACGAGCCUGACCCGGGUAAGAAGUACCGCUCCGCUAUGAUGAUGAGCAGCAGCAGCAGCAGUGCGAGUGGUGGAGGAACCGGGACCGGCGCAGGAGGAGGGGAGCGAGAGGGGGAUGAGUUCUCCACCGGGAGUAAGAGCAGAAAGAGUUCUCCGGUAAUAGGAGGAGGAGGAGGAGGAGAGGAGGACGAAGAGCUGGUGACCCGGCGCUACGGGAUCGAGGAGCUCGGUACCGACCGCUACUUCAUCUCGCCGAGCUCGGACGCGAGCGCGUGCUCGUUGUUCCCGUACGGAGCGCAGGCAGGCCCGGUGUACGGCGGCGCGGCCGCGCGCUACUCCUCACCGUACACCUCCGCCGCCUCGGUGCUCGCCCCGCCGCCGCCUCCUCCUCCGCCGCCUCCGCCGCCUCCACCGGGCGCCGUGUGCAGUUCCCGCGCUCAGCUCGCGCCUCCCAGCGCCGCCGCCUACCAGUUCGGACAGGGGCCCACCUGCCUGUACCCGUCCUACCACCCCGGGCUCGCCGUGGGCAGGGCGCAGGUGUACCUGUGUAACCGUGCGCUCUGGCUCAAGUUCCACCGGCAUCAGACCGAGAUGAUCAUCACCAAGCAGGGCAGGCGCAUGUUCCCUUUCCUGAGCUUCAACAUCGCGGGACUGAACGUGAGCGCGCACUACAACGUUUUCGUGGAGGUCGUGCUCGCGGAUCCGAAUCACUGGCGCUUCCAGGGCGGGAAAUGGGUCACGUGUGGCAAAGCGGACAACAACAUGCAAGGAAACAAAAUGUAUGUACAUCCCGAGUCGCCGAAUACAGGAGCUCACUGGAUGAGGCAAGAGAUUUCAUUUAGCAAGCUGAAACUGACCAACAACAAGGGUGCAAACAACAACAAUACCCAGAUGAUUGUCCUGCAGUCUCUCCAUAAGUACCAGCCGAGGCUGCACAUCGUGGAGGUGAGUGAAGAUGGGGUGGAGGACAUGAGCGGCGAGUCCAAAACUCAAACCUUCACUUUCCCUGAAAACCAGUUCAUCGCUGUCACAGCCUACCAGAAUACAGAUAUCACACAGUUAAAGAUUGACCACAACCCGUUUGCUAAAGGCUUCAGAGAUAACUAUGACUCGAUGUACACUGCUCCAGAAAGUGACCGGUUGACCCCGUCCCCCACUGACUCUCCUCGUUCGCACCAGAUCGUCCCAGGAGCACGUUACGCCAUGCAACCUUUCUUCCAGGACCAGUUUGUGAAUAAUCUCCCCCAGAACCAUCGUUUGUAUGGUGGAGAGCGUGCCGUACCCCAGACCAAUGGCCUUCUGUCUCCUCAGAGUGAUGACUCGUCCAUCUCUGCAUCAUCCUCGUCCUCCGCCGCUCAGAGGUGGUUCGUCACACCCGUCCAGCAGAAUGAGGCCGAUUACUCUGUCCUUCCUUACGGCAUCAAGCCUCUCCCGCUUCAGAGCCCGCACUCGUUUGGGUAUUACCCAGAAUCCUCUGCUUUUGCCUCGGUCUCAGCUGGAUGGAGUGGUGGGAGAAGUUCCUAUCAAAGGAAAAUGGUUGCUGGUCUGCCUUGGUCGCCUCGUCCUAGUCCACCUUCCUUCUCCUUUCCUGAAGACCCUCUCACGACAACGACAAUAACGACAAGCUCUAAAGAUAAGCUUCAGGAUGAAGGAACGGCGGUCACAGCAGGUGCCGGGGGCGUCUGGGGUCUGGAAACGGCCUCAAAUUUGAAGCCGUUGGACAAAUUCGAUGCGCCCUAUACCAUGGUGUGUAAAAGACGACGUCUCUCAGCCGGGGCCGAUGCCUCACCAACCAUAAAGUGCGAGGAUGUGACAAGCGACGAGUAUGGAAAAGAGCAGCCCAAAAGCUACUAUGCCUUUUACACCAGCCCUUAAAUAAAUAUUUUUCUCGGGUUUUCUCUCUUGCGCUAUUCCCCUCGCUCUACUAUUUUAAAGUGCUUUAGAUUUUUUUUCAUUUUCAUUUUAACCACAGGUGCCAAAGCUCUGUGUUCCUUAUCGUGAUCCUGAUUUUCGGUUUCGACAUUUUGUGAAAGAUGGGGAUUGAUUGAUUUAUUUUUCCUUUUAUCUUUUCAAAAUAAUCUGCUGUUUUUAAUUUUCUUUUCUAUUUAACAUAGAUAUAUAUUAUAUAUAAAAUCAAUGUGAUGUUUCUUUUCUUUCUCUUUUUUUUUUUUUUUUGCUUGCCCACUCCCCUUUAAUUUAAGAUCCUUUGGUUGUACAGUAUUUGUGCACUUUAGAUUGUGAUGUAUCUUGUAUAAAUUGUCCACAUGGCACUGGUAUGAGAUGUGUAAUAAAAUGUGCUUUUCAUAAAGUUCAUGCAAAAUUCA
Messenger RNA from Clarias gariepinus (North African catfish), 2628 nucleotides. RefSeq names its product eomesodermin homolog a (gene eomesa). The transcript is spliced from 6 exons. Gene Ontology annotation, cellular component: nucleus. The record is from RefSeq and is a predicted model, not a curated record. Gene Ontology annotation, biological process: regulation of transcription by RNA polymerase II; CD8-positive, alpha-beta T cell differentiation involved in immune response; mesoderm formation. Lineage: Eukaryota; Metazoa; Chordata; Actinopteri; Siluriformes; Clariidae. Gene Ontology annotation, molecular function: DNA-binding transcription factor activity, RNA polymerase II-specific; RNA polymerase II cis-regulatory region sequence-specific DNA binding. Bases 131 to 2179 code for a protein of 682 amino acids.